Messenger RNA from Linderina pennispora, 1889 nucleotides. RefSeq names its product glycoside hydrolase. Gene Ontology annotation, molecular function: polysaccharide binding; chitin binding; chitinase activity. The record is from RefSeq and is a predicted model, not a curated record. Gene Ontology annotation, biological process: chitin catabolic process; carbohydrate metabolic process. The transcript has a single exon. Bases 95 to 1780 code for a protein of 561 amino acids. NCBI's taxonomy places the organism in Eukaryota, Fungi, Kickxellomycota, Kickxellomycetes, Kickxellales, Kickxellaceae. Gene Ontology annotation, cellular component: extracellular region.
CCUCUCUAGAUUCCCAUCUCACUUUCUUCGAUAACAUCUGUUAUAAUCCAAAGAGCUGGCUCUCUAAUAGACCUCCGUCAUACUCUUAAUAAGGAUGAAGCUCUCAACUGGAAUCCUCGCUACCAUCGCGGUUGCAGCCGGGAGCGCCGCAGCCUUUGACGUCACCUGCAACAAUAACUUUGUUUCAUACUAUGGUCAGAACUCUGCGCGCACCCAGCAGUCCCUCGGCACCUACUGCCAGGACGCGACUGAGGAUCUUAUCGUUCUUGCCUUCAUGAACGGUUUCCCUAACGUCCUCCUCAACUUUGCCAAUGCCUGUGAGACGACCUUCCCUGGCAGCACUCUGCUGCAUUGCCCGAACAUGGCUGCUGAUAUCAAGUACUGCCAGUCCAAGGGGAAGGCUGUCGUCCUUUCCAUGGGUGGUGCCGCGGGUUCCUAUGGAUUCUCCAGCGAUGCACAGGCUACCACCUUUGCUGAUACUGUUUGGAAUAUGUUCUUCAAGGGUACAGCCGAUCAGCGUCCGUUCGAUGAUGCUGUUCUUGAUGGCAUUGAUCUCGAUAUCGAGGGUGGUGGCGCAACUGGGUACAAGGCGUUCAUUGACCGCAUGCGCUCGCACUAUGCCUCUGACUCAAGCAAGAAGUACUACAUCGCGGCUGCUCCCCAGUGCCCGUAUCCUGAUGCCUACCUUGGUUCCGUGAUGAACAACGCUUGGUUCGACAUGGUCUACGUCCAGUUCUACAACAACUACUGCGGUCUCAAUGCCUACCCCUCGUGGUUCAACUAUGCUGACUGGGACAACUGGGCCAAGACUGUGUCGGUCAACAAGAAUGUCAAGAUCUAUAUUGGUGCUCCAGGCGGCCCGUCUGGUGCCAGCUCAGGUUAUGUCAGCGCAGGCACGCUACAGAACAUUUACAACGAUGUUCGUAGCAAGUACUCGAGCCUUGGUGGAAUUAUGACCUGGGAUAUCAGCCAGCAUCGCACUAGUGGUCUAGGCCCAGCUAUCCGGGCGUUCCUCAAUAGCGGUGGCACCUGUGGCUCGCCUGGUGGCGGUACCUCCACUCUGACCCCUACUACGACUUCUACCAAGACUGCCACCUCGACUCCUGCACCCAGCACCAGCACCAGCACCAGCACCAGCACCAGCACCAGCACCACUUCGUCUGCUCAGCCUACAUCGACGUCACUUCCGAUAUGCCCGGUUAAUGGCGGUCCCUGCACUGGUAACCAGCAAGGAUGCAGUGGCUCCAGCUUUGCUAUCUGCAACAACGGCAAGUGGAUCGUACAGUCGUGCGCUUCAGGAACUUACUGCUACCUCAGUGGAAACACGGCUACCUGCGACUGGUCUAAUGGCCGUCCAACUACUGGCUGCUCUGUAUCAGGCACCACCCUGCGCAAGCGCCAGGAUCUGGUCAAGGUCAGCAAGAUUACCAAGCCCAACCUGCGUCCCAAGCCUGUCAAGGCUGCUGGCAACGUGGCUACCCGUGCUGAGUUUGUCGCUGGCGACAUCGUUGACAACAAGUACUCGACUGUUGUCAAGGUGGCGACCCUGCAGAAUGCCUUCUCUGGAAACUGGUCGAUUUCGUUCACUCUUCCUGCUGGUCAGACCGUGGACACGUCCAGCCGUGGUACUGUCAGCGUGAGCGGCAACACUGUGACUAUCAAGUCUGAUCCGGCAGCGGAGAAGGCCAAGAACAUGGCAGCGAUCUUCAAGAUCACUGGUACUUUCUCUGGCGAUUAUGUUCUGCCCGACACCGGCUCGGCCAAGUUCACCAGCAGCUAAGCGCCUUUUUUCCGACUCAACUUCCGUUGAAAACAAUGUUGCACAUUUACAAGGCUCCUGCUCAAUAUAUCUCGCCAAGAUUAUUUGUGCUCACGAAUGUGACUGAUAA